Spinacia oleracea (spinach) is the source of this 2679-nucleotide messenger RNA. RefSeq names its product DEAD-box ATP-dependent RNA helicase 20. Gene Ontology annotation, molecular function: ATP binding; RNA helicase activity; nucleic acid binding. Bases 185 to 2140 code for a protein of 651 amino acids. Lineage: Eukaryota; Viridiplantae; Streptophyta; Magnoliopsida; Caryophyllales; Amaranthaceae. The record is from RefSeq and is a predicted model, not a curated record. The transcript has 10 exons.
GCAUAACACACCAAACGUACGAGCCGCAAUUGCAAAAUAUCUGUAAGCUGUUCUUCAACUUUAAUCUACUACUCGUAGUUUCUCUUAAAACCCAACAACAAAUCAAGUUCUGCACUCCUUUUCCCUCUUUCUCUCUCCUCGAUUUUCUCUAAACCCUAAUUCAAGCUCUCAAAUUUCCAGAAACAUGAACUACAACCACUACGACAACCGUUACACUGACCCAACUUCUUACCGCGAACGCCGCAGUGAUUUUAUUGGUCCCCCGGCACCUCAUGUGGGUGGUCCGGUGGGCGGCGCACCACCUCCUUAUGUACCGCCUUAUGGUGGGUCUGGGUCCACUGUAGGGGGACCCUUACCGGGAUCCGGGCCUUUUAAUGGGUACCCGUUUGACCCUCCGGUUAGCCGGGGCUUUGAUAUGGGUCGUGGGGGUGGUCAUGCUAGUAGAGGGCCAGCUCCAAGAGGUAGAGGUAGUGUCGGCGGGGGGUUUAGGAGUAGCGAUUUAGGGGGUGGGAGAGGCGAUUUCUAUCACUCUAAUGGUGGUGGUAGAGGGUUUGAUUCACGAAGAGGCGGCGGUGGAGCUGGAGGAGGAGGAGGGAGAGGGUUUGACAGUAAUCGAGGUGGCGGGAGAGGGUUUAGUAGUGGGGGUAGAGGAGGGUUUGGGGGUGGGCGAGGCGGAGGGAGAGGUCGAGGAGGAGGUGAUAAUUUGGAUUCCCUUUCACUACCUAAACAAGAGUUUAGGAAUUUGGUUCCCUUCAAGAAAGAUUUCUACAUGGAGUGUGCAUCGGUGAGAGCUAUGUCGGAGCAAGAGGUGAUGAUGUAUCGAACUAAGCGUGAUAUUUCUGUAGAAGGGCACGAUGUUCCUAGGCCGAUUAGGUGGUUUCCUGAAGCUGGAUUCCCUGCCUAUUGUCUUGAUGUCAUUGCGAAGUUGGGUUUUGUUGAGCCUACACCAAUUCAAUCUCAAGGAUGGCCGAUGGCUCUAAAAGGGAGAGACUUGAUUGGCAUUGCUGAGACUGGCUCUGGGAAAACUUUGGCUUAUUUGCUGCCUGCUAUUGUUCACGUUAGUGCUCAGCCAAAACUGGAAUAUGGUGAUGGUCCAAUUGUACUAGUAUUAGCUCCCACUCGAGAGUUGGCUGUGCAAAUUCAAGAGGAGUCUCUGAAAUUUGGAAAUCAGGCUAAUGUUAGGAGUAUUUGUGUUUAUGGAGGGGCUCCCAAAGGACCCCAAAUCCGAGAUCUUAAAAGAGGCGUUGAGAUCGUAAUUGCUACACCUGGUCGAUUGAUAGAUAUGUUGGAAGGGAAGCACACUAACUUGAAAAGAGUUACAUAUUUGGUGUUGGAUGAGGCCGACCGUAUGUUAGACAUGGGGUUUGAACCUCAGAUCAGGAAAAUAGUCUCCCAGAUUCGACUUGAUAGACAAACUUUAUACUGGAGUGCUACAUGGCCACGUGAGGUAGAAACCUUGGCAAGGCAAUUCCUACGCGAUGCUUAUAAGGUUGUAAUUGGAUCUCAAGAUCUGAAGGCUAAUCAUUCUAUUCACCAAGUUAUUGAAGUCAUGACUGAUUUGGAGAAGUACAACAGGUUAAUUACACUGCUCAAAGAAGUAAUGGAUGGGAGCAAAAUCCUUAUAUUUGUGGAAAGAAAAAAAGGAUGCGACCAGGUCACACGACAGUUGAGAAUGGAUGGGUGGCCAGCUUUGGCCAUCCAUGGUGAUAAAGACCAGUCAGAAAGAGACUGGGUUCUAUCAGAGUUUAAAAGUGGCAGAAGUCCUAUAAUGAUUGCCACUGAUGUUGCUGCACGUGGUCUUGAUGUGAAGGACAUAAAAUGUGUGAUAAAUUAUGAUUUCCCAACAAGUCUUGAAGAUUACAUUCACAGGAUAGGGAGAACUGGCCGUGCUGGGGCUAAGGGGAUUGCCUACACAUUUUUCACUCAGUCAAACGCUAAGUUUACCAGGGAACUGAUGAAGAUCUUGAGAGAAGCCGGGCAGGCGGUUCCUCCUGCUUUGUCUGCGAUGGCAAGUUCAGGUGGCUCCAAUUUUGGGGGUUCAGGUGGCAAUUUCCGCUCUAGGGGCCGUGGAGGAUUUGGUGGUAACAGAUCACAGAUAUCUGGAUCAAAUACUAUCCCUGUUGGCAGAAGACCAUGGUAGACGACCAAACCGAAACUGAUCUUUUUGCCUAUAUCAUCAUGCUGCACAAGUCCCCCUCAAAUUUGGAUCACCUUUUGUCGGUGUGUUAAAGCAACUGAAUGAAGGGUAGAUCAUCUCAUCUUAUAGAUGAUAUACAAGUUACAAACUUGCAAUACAGAGUAUCAGGAUUUAGAAGAGGUCAAUAGAGAGUAUAUCAGGAUUUCAGGAGAGGCCGAGUACUCGUUUUUCUGCUGGGUAGAUGCUGAUAUGAAAUCAUAUGACGACAACACUUUCCGGUGUGUGUCAUUAUACAUAUACCCUACUAGUCAAAAGAUAAAAUGGCUGAUAUUUGUAUUUUGUCUAGUUAGAAAGAUUAGGGUUUACUCAGUGAUGUAGAGGGUAGCUGGAAAUUUUAUCUUGUUGUAGGGGAUUUAGUGUAAUGCACUGUUAUUUAUUUUGCACUUGCUUAUGUUACUGGGUUUUGUUGAAUAGUUCCGGUUUUUGUAUGAACCCAUUAAUUAUACGAUCUGUGGCGACCAAUCUGGGCUUUUCUUUGAUAA